Lemur catta (Ring-tailed lemur) is the source of this 2835-nucleotide messenger RNA. It is a transcript of the gene ASB2, whose product is annotated as ankyrin repeat and SOCS box containing 2. The coding region runs from base 422 to 2329 and encodes 635 amino acids. Lineage: Eukaryota; Metazoa; Chordata; Mammalia; Primates; Lemuridae. Gene Ontology annotation, molecular function: protein binding. The transcript has 10 exons. Gene Ontology annotation, biological process: intracellular signal transduction. The record is from RefSeq and is a predicted model, not a curated record.
UGAUGACAUCACGUGAGGCCGAAGCUCCGAGAUGCUCUCUGAAGCGAGAGUCUGCAUCCCAUGCACCCGGAGGAACGGAAGGCAGGAUCGCGGCUCCCUCGGUGCAAUCCUCAAACAGGAAAUCUGAGAUUCAUAACAUCUUAUAGUUUGGCUUGUCAUCACUGGUCAUGCGGUGGGCCCGAAAUAAACUCCCUGCUUCAAAGGAGAGCGUUUCAGAACUGCCUGGCAGAGCAGCCAGCAGCUUGGGGCCAGGGCAGAAGGAAAAGUCGGGGAGCAUGUUCUGAAUUAAGACACUCUCAAGAAAAACCGUUUUAUUGUCCCUGAGAGGUAGCCUUGUUCAGAGCCUAACAGGGUUUUCCGAUUUGCCGUUUCCUCCUCCACACUGAGGGGGGCUGGAGGCCACAGUGGGAGGUGGAAGAGGAUGGCCACGGAGAUCAGUGCUCGGGGCAGCCAGGGCACCAUUGGGCACGAGGAGUACAGCCUGUACAGCAGCCUGAGUGAGGAAGAGCUGAUGCAGAUGGCCAUCGAGCAGAGCCUGGCAGACAAGACACGGGGCCCACCCACUGCUGAGGCCACCGCGUCUGCACGUGCCAACCGCCAACCUGCCCAUUUCUACCCAUGGACCAGGUCCGCUGCGCCUCCCGCGAGCCCUCCGGCCCCGGCUCCCAUGGGCUUGUUCCAAGGGGUCAUGCAGAAGUACAGCAGCAGCUUGUUCAAGACCUCCCACCCAGCGCCCGUGGACCCCUUGCUCAAGGCCAUCAAGGACGGCGACGAAGAGGCCUUGAGGGCCAUGAUCAAGGAUGGGAAGAACCUCGCGGAGCCCAACAAGGAGGGCUGGCUGCCGCUGCACGAGGCCGCCUACUACGGCCAGCUGGGCUGUCUGAAGGUCCUGCAGAAAGCAUACCCUGCGACCAUCGACCAGCGCACCCUGCAGGAGGAAACAGCCCUGUACUUGGCCACAUGCAGGGGACACCUGGACUGCCUCCUCUCACUGCUCCAGGCGGGCGCGGAGCCUGACAUCUCCAACAAGUCCCGGGAGACACCACUCUACAAAGCCUGUGAGCGCAAGAAUGUGGAGGCGGUGAGGAUUCUGGUGCAGCACAACGCAGACACCAACCACCGCUGCAACCGAGGCUGGACGGCUCUGCACGAGUCUGUUUCCCGCAAUGACCUGGAGGUCAUAGAAAUCCUGGUGAAGGGCGGCGCCAAGGUGGAGUCCAAGAACGCCUACGGCAUCACCCCCUUGUUCGUGGCAGCCCAGAGUGGGCAGCUGGAGGCCCUGAGGUUCUUGGUCAAGCACGGCGCCGACAUCAACACACAGGCCAGCGACAGCGCGUCUGCCCUCUAUGAGGCCUGCAAGAACGAGCACGUGGAGGUGGUGGAGUUUCUGCUGUCGCAGGGCGCCGACGCCAACAAGGCCAACAAGGACGGUUUGCUCCCACUGCACAUCGCCUCCAAGAGGGGCAGCUACAGGAUCGUGCAGAUGCUGCUGCCGGUGACCAGCCGCACGCGCGUGCGCCGUAGCGGCAUCAGCCCGCUGCACCUGGCGGCCGAGCGCAACAACGACGAGGUGCUGGAGGCGCUGCUGGGCGCGCGCUUCGAUGUGAACGCGCCGCUGGCGCCCGAGCGCGCACGCCUGUACGAGGACCGCCGCACCUCGGCGCUCUACUUCGCCGUGGUCAACAACAACGUGUACGCCACCGAGCUGCUGCUGCUGGCCGGCGCCGACCCCAACCGCGACCUCAUCAGCCCGCUGCUCGUGGCCAUCCGCCAGGGCUGCCUGCGCACCAUGCAGCUGCUGCUGGACCACGGCGCCAACAUCGACGCCUACAUCGCCACGCACCCCACCGCCUUCCCCGCCACCAUCAUGUUCGCCAUGAAGUACCUGUCGCUGCUCAAGUUCCUCAUGGACCUCGGCUGCGACGGCGAGCCCUGCUUCUCGUGCCUCUACGGCAACGGCCCGCACCCGCCCGCCCCGCAGCGCUCCAGCAGGUUCAACGACGCGCCCGCCAGCGACAAGCCGCCCGGCGUGGUCCAGUUCUGUGAGUUCCUGUCUGCCCCAGAGGUGAGCCGCUGGGCGGGGCCCAUCAUCGAUGUCCUCCUGGACUACGUGGGCAACGUGCAGCUCUGCUCGAGGCUGAAGGAACACAUCGACAGCUACGAGGACUGGGCCGUCAUAAAGGAGAAGGCAGAACCUCCAAGACCUCUGGCUCACCUUUGCCGGCUGCGAGUUCGAAAGGCCAUUGGGAAAUACCGUAUAAAACUCCUAGACACCUUGCCCCUCCCGGGCAGACUGAUUAGAUACCUGAAAUACGAGAACACCCAGUAACCGGGGCUGCAGGGAGAGAGGAGUGACCCCUCAGACUGUUUUUACUAAGUCUCAGGACGGUAGUGUCCCCAAACCCAAAGGGACCUGGUGACAGACGAGGCUGCAGGCUGCCUCCCUCUCAGCUGGGGCAGCUGCCGGGAUUUCGCUGGGUCUCAGGCCAGCGCUUUGGCCAGAGCAGAGAACAGAAUGUGUCAAGCAGAAGAAUUGUUUGUUUUCAAACUGAUGAGUAGAUCCCGACCUUCGGUGCCAUUGGGAAUGGCAGAAACCUCCAUUCCUGGGGCCAGGGGAGGGGCGGGGGCAGAACUUGAGGUGGUCUGGGGAAGGUGGGGCCCAGCGGGGACCUCCUCCAUCCCUGGCUUCAGAGCAUUCCCCGAGCACUCCCCUCGCUCUGUGAAACUGCCCUUGACUUCUGCUCUUUCCCUCCAAAGAUGAAGAGGAGGACGUGGCCCGGCGGGGGUAGGGAGACCCUGGGGGCUUCCUUAAGUACAAUAAAGUUACACACAUGA